Aspergillus clavatus NRRL 1 is the source of this 1842-nucleotide messenger RNA. RefSeq names its product Zn(II)2Cys6 transcription factor. Lineage: Eukaryota; Fungi; Ascomycota; Eurotiomycetes; Eurotiales; Aspergillaceae. Gene Ontology annotation, molecular function: zinc ion binding; DNA-binding transcription factor activity, RNA polymerase II-specific. Gene Ontology annotation, biological process: regulation of DNA-templated transcription. The transcript has 4 exons. The coding region runs from base 1 to 1842 and encodes 613 amino acids. The record is from RefSeq and is a predicted model, not a curated record.
AUGAGCGAAUCCGAGAGGAACCAACAGCAACAGGACGUGCCCGCUUCUUCGGUGAUAGCAAAGGCGGGCACACGCAAGAAGAUCCGACCCACUUACUCAUGCUUGAAUUGCCACAAACGCAAAGUUAAGUGUGACAGGGUGAAGCCCUGUGGGGCCUGUUGUCUGCGAGGAACUCCGUCCGAAUGUGAAUAUGGCACUAGCAAACGAGACCGUCACUAUAUCCAGCAGUCGGCCUUGAUAGAGAAUCUCAUGCAAACAUGCGAAGACCUCAAGACGCAGCUAGCGGAAGCUCGUGCCUUGGCCAAUCUUCCACCCCUUAAGGAAGAGGACGCAGCAUCAGUUUCAUCGCCCAGCAGCCAUUCCUUGGCCCGGUCGGAAAAGACAACGUUUUAUGAGGAAGACGACCGGGGAGAAGUCGUGGGUCCGCACAUAACACCGAGCAUCAAACAACCGUCUAGUUUAUUGAAGGAAUUACCUUCGAAAGAGAGUGAAGAGUUGUCUUCCUGGAAAGCAUAUGCCUUAUCUGGAGAGGGUAGGCCUGACCGUGUAGCAGAUCAAAUGUCGCGAUCUCCAUCUCAUGAUAAGAAGGUACUGACAGAUCCAGCGCUUGCCAAUUCACUCAUAGAACUCUUUGUUGAACGUCUCAUCGACAACUUCAGCCCACAGCCAGCCGAGGUGUAUGGCGGUACCAUAGCUUUACGGGAGGCGUCUGGAAUGCGAGUUUUCUCCCCGUUAUUGUGCAGUGCUUUUGAAGCUGCAUGUCUGACGUUCGCGGGCCGACGUCAUCAAAUCCGAGAAGUCGAGACCGUGGGCCACGCACGAUAUGUUCGUGUCCUUCGAUUGCUCCAGACCGCUUUGAAUGACCCCAAACAAAGCAAGUCGACAGAGGUGCUGGUAGUUGUGUUGCUAUUCACCAUCAUCGAGGUAAUCCCAGUCCUACCAUCCUACGCUUUUCAGGCUGCUGAACGUUAUCAGGCAUUCAAACAAAGUUCCAAAGACUCGCUUUUGAAUCAUCAACUAGGCGGACUGCAACUGCUACAGUCACGGACACCGUAUCGACACCGCUAUGGAAUUGAACGGUCUCUUUAUGUCGAUCUUCGACUCUACUGGGUGACUGCGGCGCUAGUCAAGCGGAAACCCACCUUCCUAGCGAGUAAGGAGUGGCUUACGGUCCCAUGGCCGGGAGACGCUCCAUCAAAGGACAUUCAGCAUCGACUCUUGGACAUUGCUGUGGACAUCCCAGCUUAUUUGGCCCAGGUUGAUGAGUUCGCCGACGCGCUCAAGUCCGGCACAACAUCUUCCUCCGAGCUGGUAUCAAUACAAUCGUCCAUUUGGGAGCGGGCAGCAGAGCUUCACUCCCGUUUGCGGUUAUGGAAAAGCAUGUUCGCAGACACAGAUCCCCAUGGACAGCCAUGGGAAGAGUCCAACACCAAUAGCGAGAGUGACUUCCCAAUCUUCCGGUGUCGAAACCCCACGACCAUGGAAGUGGUGACGGCCCAGUUGCUCAUGUAUCCCAACGCCAUGGCAGCCACCUGCAUGACAUAUUACUGGGCGCUGGAUCUCAUCAUAUCUACCCCCGAUAGCGGGCUGGCGAGCAUGCUCAGUCCGCAGGAACGAUACCAGCGCGCGUGCAACAUCUGCCGCAGCAUGAAGUACUAUUGUGAGAGCGUUCCGGGAUACCUGGUCUCACGCAUCAUGUUCGUCCUACGGACGGCAUUUGACGCAUUUUCCGAUGGCAUGAUUGAAAAGCAAUUUGCUGCAGAUGUAUUUCGGUACAUUGGCGACAAAUUCCAGUUCGCAGUCUUUUCAAACCAUUGCGCUUCUUCGUCUGUCAAGAGCUAG